AAGUUUACAAACAAACCUUCUCAAAUUGCCCGCCUUCUGCUCUCUUGAUUCUCAUUGGUCGCUGGCGCAGUUACCACGGCGAUACUGUAGCAACGCCUAUCGGCACUCCUCCCUUUUGUCCAAUUAUGGCAGCCGCGUUGGCGUGUGUGGUUUCUGAUUGGUCGAAGUGUGGUUGACGUCAUGCAGCUCUGUUGUCGAUGAAGCGCGCGAUGUAAAGGCGCAACCGCGAACAUAGCAUAUAUAUAUGAUUGUUUUGACGUAUUUGUGUAAACACAGAUAAACAGCCAACGGUCACUAAUCCACAAACAGCAACGAAGAGAUCUGCUCUUAUGUUACCGGUUCGUGUCCGUGCAGGUGUCUCAGAUGAUGGUUCUGGACGGGUUCGGGUUCUGCGGGAAGAGUCUCAGCACGGCUGCGGCUCAGGGGAAUGUGGACUCGGUUCGGCGGAUUCUCCAGGAUCACCGGGUCGAACCGGACACGCUCAAUGAGUUCGGGAAAACCGCACUACAGGUGAUGAUGAUGGGCUGCACCAGUGUGGCGUGUGUGUUACUGGACCACGGCGCUGACCCAAACGUCCAGGACCGCUGCGGCGUGACCCCGGCGCACGAUGCGGCCCGCACGGGGUUCCUGGACACAGUGCGAGUUCUGGUGGACUACGGCGCCUCAGUCAAUGUUCCCGACCACAGCGGCGCGUUACCCAUCCACAUCGCCAUCCGCGAGAGCAACUGGGACGUGGUGGAGUUCCUGGCCCCGCUGUCAAACCUGGGCCACCAGGACAACACAGGGUCCAAACCGCUGGACGUGGCCCGGGACGCCUGCGCUCCGGAGAUCGUGGAGCUGUUAGAGCACCUGAUGGCGAGCAGUUCGAAUUGAAGAA
Messenger RNA from Rhinichthys klamathensis goyatoka, 877 nucleotides. It is a transcript of the gene cdkn2d, whose product is annotated as cyclin-dependent kinase inhibitor 2D (p19, inhibits CDK4). Gene Ontology annotation, molecular function: cyclin-dependent protein serine/threonine kinase inhibitor activity; protein kinase binding. The record is from RefSeq and is a predicted model, not a curated record. NCBI's taxonomy places the organism in Eukaryota, Metazoa, Chordata, Actinopteri, Cypriniformes, Leuciscidae. Gene Ontology annotation, biological process: regulation of cyclin-dependent protein serine/threonine kinase activity; negative regulation of cell population proliferation. Bases 364 to 873 code for a protein of 169 amino acids. The transcript has 3 exons. Gene Ontology annotation, cellular component: nucleus.